AUGGCGGGCGCCGGGGACCCCGCGGCGGCGUCGCCCUUCAGCAUCUCCAGCCUCCUGCGGGAGCCGGAGCCGAGCGCCGGGAAGCCGCCGUUCAGCUACAACGCGCUGAUCGUCAUGGCCAUCCGCAGCAGCCCCGAGCGGCGCCUGCCCCUCAGCGGCAUCUACGAGUUCAUCACGCGCCACUUCCCCUACUACCGGGCCGCGCGCCGCGGCUGGCAGAACUCGGUGCGCCACAACCUCAGCCUCAGCAAGUGCUUCGUCAAGGUGCCGCGGCCCGGCGGGCAGCCGGGCAAGGGCGGCUACUGGGCCCUGGCGCCCGCCAGCGAGGACGUGGUCAUCGGGGGCGCCGCCGGGCAGCUGCGCAGGCGGGCGCGGGACGGCGGCCGCGCCGGGGCCCGGAGACCGCCCGCUGCCGGAUGGGCUUGGCCAACCUGCCUGGUGCUGCCGCCCGCGCCGGGGUGGCCGCCCUACACCGCCGCGCUGCCCUGCUGCGGCCUGUCCGGCCACGCCUGCCCCAGCCACCUCGCGGCCACCCACGUCUUGGCCUGGAGACCCCCGGAGGCGCCCGGGGACCCCCUGAGCCGCCCCCCACCUGUCUGGCUGGGCUCCCCAAACCUGGCUGCCCCCUUUGGCGUGGCCCUGCCGGGCCCUGUCCCCCUGCCCGGGCCGCCCCACGGCCUCCCCUGUCCUCCGGCGGGGCCAGCCGUGCCGACGCGCCCCAGCUAG
This is a messenger RNA of Alligator mississippiensis (American alligator), 726 nucleotides long. RefSeq names its product fork head domain transcription factor slp2. Bases 1 to 726 code for a protein of 241 amino acids. The transcript has a single exon. Gene Ontology annotation, molecular function: DNA-binding transcription factor activity; sequence-specific double-stranded DNA binding. Gene Ontology annotation, cellular component: nucleus. The record is from RefSeq and is a predicted model, not a curated record. Gene Ontology annotation, biological process: regulation of transcription by RNA polymerase II. NCBI's taxonomy places the organism in Eukaryota, Metazoa, Chordata, Crocodylia, Alligatoridae.